UGUAGCUUAUGGGGCACGAACACUUCCAGCAAUUAUGGCGGGUGAUGGAGACGACGCCGUGUACGCGUCCAUCUUGGCGCAAGUGGAGCCUUCAGAGCUGCACAACCAGCUGCAUAAGGUGGUGCGGAAGGAGUACAAAUCAAUUAACCGCUUAGUACGUCACGCAUCGUCGUCAUUGACAGCACUGCGGCAGCUGCAGGCGGCGUCGGAGCAUUUGAGACCGCACGGUGACUGGCUGCCCACGACGAUGCAGACGCAGCUCAAAAGUAUCGAGGAACUGCAGAGCAGGUUGGAGACUGCGAUAGAUCUCUUAGAGAUGGAUGUUAGCGACAGGAGAACGAAGAAGAGGAAGCGACCUCAUACCAAAAAGACAGUUGAAGCGGACGAGGAGGACGAGGAGGUUGUCGUGGUGGACGUUAGAGGACCAUUAUCAAAGAAAGAAGAUGUGGACCGUAGUAGUGAGUUGGAAUCGGUGGAUAGAGGCGAUACAACAGCGCUGGAACAGGAGGAGGGGUCGGACGUUGAGUGCUUAGAAGCGGUGGAUCUUGCUAAGAAGAGAACGGAGGACGAUACAGAUAUUCGAGCAAGAAGCAGUGAGAAGUCUAUUGCGAAUGGAGAGACAACAGAGCAACGAGCUGAAAAGCCAAUACAGGAGCAGCAGGAGACGGAAGAUUAUGAUGUGGAGAUUGUUGAGAUGCUGGAGGUUGACCAAAGGAGAGCUGGAACUGAUGGAGGUGGUGUAUCGGAUAAUGCGAAAGAGCAAAGUGAGAGUCGAGUGGGAAGUGUAGAAGACAUGGUGAGUGAAAGUGAAGAGUUACCGUGCGGUUUGGUGAGGAUAACUCAUGACGCAGAGGUGCGUAUCAAAGAGGAGCCGAUGACGUUAGCUGAUGAUCAGAUUCAAGAAACGAGCAGUCCCGCUAAUGUCAUAUACGAUACGGGACCACAUGAUACGGUAGAAUCUCCUAUCGAGUUGGAAGUAUUAGAGUCGUCGGACUCUGAGCAUUCGGCAAUGGACAUGUCAGAUUUGGCAGAGUUGGCGAUCGAGUUGGAUGUACCGGACUCUGAUUCCGAGGACGAUUUCACCCCUUGUAUGGAAUUGGUGGCAAAGCUGAAGGACGCAAAUACUACAGAUCAGUUAGCCAAGUUUCCGGUAGUUGUGGAACGCUUAAGAUCCUAUUUGGUCGAUCAUAAGCACCUGACAGUGACCGAGCUGGAUGGGUAUUUAUUUGCGCACAAGCACAUCACAGAGGAGGAAGCGGAUGAAAUCGGACGUGCGAUCGAGAUUAUUAUUUGUAUGGGCAUGGCAUUACCCCUAAGACCGAAGAUUCGUCGAGCGCUGUCUGACUUAUUAGCGGUCGUUCAACAGCUUGAGUGCAUGCUGGGUGAACUGCCCGUAUUUCUGCGUCCAGUCGUUGAGAAUUUCUCCAGCUAUCUCUAAUCCCAAGUCGACGAGAACGUCGACAGUGGGCCUCCUGUCGAUGUCCUUUAUUGAUCCCCCCCCCCUUCAUCCUCCAAAUACGCGACAUUGACAAGAAGAAUGGCAACUCAAAGUUUAGCCGAGUACAAUUCAGUAUCACUCUAGGGUACCCGUGUCCAGUCUGACUUCCACGUCGGUUAAACCGAAGUCCAAUCCGCUUCUCAUUCCAGGUACCUUUUUGACCCAGAUCUAUACAACUAUAUUAUCGAGGCUGUCAGCCCGAAAUUGAAUGAGCCAGGUAAACUUUGUGUAGCUAUGUUAUUUACUCGCAAUUUAGACAUCCGGAGUGCCGAUCACAAUACAAACAAGUUCUUAAACGUUUUACUAAAACCUUCACAUCAACUACAUCAUUAACUAAAUCACA
Phytophthora nicotianae INRA-310 is the source of this 1841-nucleotide messenger RNA. RefSeq lists its product as hypothetical. Lineage: Eukaryota; Oomycota; Peronosporomycetes; Peronosporales; Peronosporaceae. The record is from RefSeq and is a predicted model, not a curated record. The transcript has 2 exons. Bases 35 to 1438 code for a protein of 467 amino acids.